AUGCUCGCCGGGUACAGCAGCACAGCGCGCCAACCUCAAGCCGUCUACUCGCGUUGGUCCAGCUACGACACGUACCUCGUCCACCCAUCCCCGCCCGCCGCCGCCGCCGUCCCGCGCUCGCCCGCCACGUCCGCGUUCUCGUUCGACGAGCUCGACGACCUGAUCGACUCGCACUCGAAGGGCGACCACUACGCGUUCACGCCGCCGACACCAUCGUCGUCGUGCACGACCUCGAGCGCGAGCGCCGCGACGUCGGGCAUCCAGGCGGGCGCCUCGAGCCCUCUUCCGACCGGGCUCGUCGUGCCCUCGCCAGACCAAGAGUUCGAGCUCGUGUGGCCCGUCGGCGCCCCCCCGUCGAGCAGCUCGUCGAGCCUUCGCAGCUCGCCGAACCCGUCCCCGGAGCUGCUCACCACGCCCCUGUCGCCGGCGUACCCUUUCCCGCGCAUGCGCACCUCGCCUCGGGCGGCGCUCGCUGCGUCCCAGGCGCGCUCGAGCACGUCUCCAGGCCUCGUGCACGACGAGCAGGUGCUCGACGCGUGGUCAGGCGACACGAUCCGGCCGCACUCGACGGCGCUGCGCCCGCCGCUUUUGUCGGCCUUCUCGACCUGGUCGUCGUCGCGCACGGACGACUCGAGCCGCGAGUCGGCGUCGGUCGGGUCUUCGAGGGAGGCGUACUCGAGCGGGCCAUCGAGGAGCCAGAGCUGGAGCGAGUGGGCCGACGAGGCGGUCGAGGGCAGCGGCGCGCCGGGUACCGCGGUCGGUGCGCCGUGGAGCGCCUCGACGGCGCUCUUUCCGGCGUGCAGGCGCUCGUCGAGUUCUCUCGGCGACGCACUCGCGCUCGUCGACGAUGUUCUGCCCCGGUGGGAGCACCUGGUCGAGACGGUGGACCCGACCGACGUGCGCGACAGCGAGGCGGCGCUCGAUGCGCACGAGGCCGGCGACGGCUUUCCUUGGGGAAACGACUGA
This is a messenger RNA of Rhodotorula graminis WP1, 966 nucleotides long. RefSeq lists its product as uncharacterized. The coding region runs from base 1 to 966 and encodes 321 amino acids. NCBI's taxonomy places the organism in Eukaryota, Fungi, Basidiomycota, Microbotryomycetes, Sporidiobolales, Sporidiobolaceae. The transcript is spliced from 2 exons. The record is from RefSeq and is a predicted model, not a curated record.